AGAAGCAAUUGGAGGCUUUGCUUAUCGUCAUUGCUCGAGAGGAAUCAAGCUCUUAGUGCAUUGAAUGCUUGGAGACCGCUGACUAUCCCUAUGUCACAGUGGUUUCGACUCACUCAAUCAUAUGCACUUCAACAUACAGCGCAUGCUGCUUUCGCCUAUUCUUUGGGAGUGCUUGCAGGAUAUGUUUCGAUCACACACUUGCACACAGGGUGAGGACCUGCACAGGCUGUACAGAGAGCUCACAGAGAGUGAUGCAACCUGGGAGCUGCUGAUGUGAUGAAAAAUAAAGCCAAAGAAAAGCCAGCCAGUUGAACUGAACAGGAGUGGGGACAUGGAGUAACAGCGUCUGACUAUACAGAGCCACAGAUAGAGCUCAAUGUGUUGCCAUAUUACCAUGGCGGAUUCUGUCUGACACAGUGUAAGGUACCCAGAGAUGUGCGAUUCCAGAUAGCGCUUGAUGUCUUCACAAAGGGCCCUAUAGCAGGUGCAUCGACAGUGCUGGAUUCACUGACUGUCACUGCAUGGAUGAAGACCGAUAGAUGGCAUUGGAUUCACUAAGCAAAGAGUGUCAGAUGAACACGGCCUAAAUAGCACUGGAUGCACCCUUACAGUUGGCAGUGGAUGAGCACGGACAGAUAGCAUUGGGAUCGGCUGAUACAGACGGAGAACGCUAGAGCUAGAUGAGCUACUGCAGAUAGCAGUGUAAAUCCACUGUUAGCGAGCUAGCGCAGGCAGGGAGUUGGAGUGGGAGGCAUAGCACCAUGAACCCCAGAGAGAGCGGAGGAGGAGUGGAGGACAUGGAGACCCAGGCGGGAGGGUUGGCGUUGGGGGAAGAGGGUGGCAAGGCCAGCCAUGGAGGAGAUGGAGAAGAGGGGGAAGAAGACAAGGCCCAAGCCUACGACUGCAACGUGUGUGGCCGCAGCUUCCCCUUCCAGAGCUCUCUAUCGCAGCACAUGCGUCGCCACACAGGCGCACGCCCCUACAAGUGUCCCUACUGCGACCACCGCGCCUCCCAGAAGGGAAACCUCAAGGUCCACAUCCGCAGCCACAAACUGCGCACACUCACUAGCCACCACCCCGAGGAGGAGGAGGGGCCAGAGGAGGAAGAGGAGGGUGAAGUGGGUGUGUCCGAGGGCCUGGACGGUGGAACCAGUCCGACGAAGAGCAGCUCGGCCUGUAACAGGGUCGUCAACGGAGACGCUAACACAGAAGAGGGAAUAGGGAAGACGGCGGUGAGGAGCGUCAAAAGGGAGAAGUGCAGCUCUGAGCAGCGGCCAUAUUGCUGCCGUCUGUGCGGGUACCAGACCCAGCGCGAGGACCAACUCCUCAGUCACAUCGAGAAGGUCCACAUCACAGCCGACAUGGAGGACGAGACUAACCCAGUGAGUCAGGAGGCAGUGGCAACGGAGGGAGAAGCAGGGACUCAGGUCACUGAUGGUGCCUUCCCCUGUGAGACGUGUGGCCAGGUGUUCACACAGGCCUGGUUCCUUAAGUCCCACAUGAAGAAACACGCAGGCCUCCUUGAGCACUGUUGUCGGGUGUGUGGCCGUCGCUUCAGGGAAGCCUGGUUCCUCAAGAGCCACAUGAAGACCCACAAUGGUUCCAAGGCCUCCGGCCGGGGGAAGCCCAAGGCAGACUCUCAAGAGGCCGCGGCCACCAUCAACGACGUGACCCAAGACCCAGAGACCAAUGUGACCUCCACAAGCCUUUACCAGGUUUGCUCCAAGUGUGGCAACCUGUUCCAUGACCGAGAGAGCCUGAGGGCCCACGAGAAGGUCCACAACCAGGCUAAGCAGCCGACACAGGGCCAGAGACCUAGUGACGACGGGGACUCUCCCAGUGCCAAAAGGCGCCUCUUGGAUUACCUCAGCCUCCGCCCAGCUGCCGAAGAAAAGCCCCAGGAAGAGAAGAGGCGCUUGGGCCAGAGAAUCCCCGAGCUGGACCCAGUUUGUAGCUACCAGGCCUGGCAGCUGGCUACUCGGGGCAGGGUUCUGGAGCCUGUGGAGUCACACAGUAUAAAGGCUACGGUAGGUGGAGAAGGGGACGAGGCCCUGGCUGGAGGGACCGUGGUGUACGAGAAGGAGAGCAGCCGCUACAUCCUGGAGGGUCAGCAGAGGGAGAGACGCUCAGGGAGACGCAGCAGCGCCAGCGGGGGAGGGGGUAGUAGCCACCACACCUCCCCGGGGGAGCGCACCCCCGAGAGCCUGAGUGACUCGGAGUACCGUCCUUCCUCCCGCCAGGGCCGACGUCCCUCGUCCUUCCAGCAGAGCCAGGCCAAGUCCACAGAGUGCUUCGAGUGCGGAAAGGUGUUCCGCAGCCGCCACCAGAUGAUUGUGCACCAGCGGGUCCACCAGAGGCGAGACGGGGGCAGGGGUUCCGGGUCCGGAGGGGACAACAGGGCAGGGCAAGGAGUGGACCGCUGGGGAUCCACCAGUGACCCUGAAUCAGGCUCCCCCAGCAGGCCCAGCACCCCAGGGUACGGGAACUCACCACCAGCCUCCACCCUAGGAGAGGACGCCCCUGAGAUGAGCACCGCCAAUGCAGUCCAACUGGCAGAUGAGAAGCCUUACGUCUGCAGCCUGUGUGACUUUGUCAGCACAGAGUCCUCUGCCUUCCUGUCCCAUCUACGUCUCCAGCACACCUGUGACGGCCGCCCCGUUCCAAUUCCCAACCCCAGCUCCAGCUCUGAGAGAGGCACCCCCAGUAGCUUCCCCAAGCUGAAGAGGGCCCUCCUCGAUGGGCUUGCUCAAUCCUCUGCCCCCCACCCUUACCUCUCUGCCCGGCCGUCAAGAGACAAAUGCACCGCCGAGAGCAGUUCACCCACUGACCCUCACCAUGUGGCUCCUCUGGACCUGUGUGUGAGAGCCGAGGGUCACAGGGGCCCGGCCUCCUCAGCCCUUCAGCAGAAGGGCCUGCCCAGUCAUAAGUGCUCCUACUGCUCCCACUCCACCCACUACCUGGAGGUGCUGUGGAUGCACCAGACUGUCGCCCAUCGUAUCAACAGCAGCGCCCUGGCCCCCAAAUGGGCCCUCCUGAAGAAUGGCUUCAAGGGCCCCCGAGAGGGUUUGUCCUCCAGGAGACGCACGGGCCCUCCUCCUGCUCUGGAUGGGAGGGAGUGUCCCCCGUUGCCCCCUGUGGUGCGCACCCCCCGCACACGCCCCCCAUCGUUGAAUGGGGGCCAGAAGAAAGACGGCAGGGACAGGGCAGCCAGUCAACCCAGCACCUCUUCCUCCUCCACACAAGGAUCCUCCUCCUCUGCCUCAGGCUCCCAGAGUGUGCGGCCUCCCAGGGCAGGCAGCAGACAGAGAAGCGAGGCUGUGCCGGAUCAGGGCCACCGCUCUCGCUCCAACUCCAGGCCCAGGGUGGAGAUCUACCCACGGGGAGGCUCCUCGACCGGCUCCCUGGAGAAGAGCACUGCGGCCGGGGCUCCCCAGCGACCCUCAGCCCCUAGCUCCAGUGUUGGAGGAACCACCAGGUUGGUGGAUAGGUACAUGUUGCCUCAGGAAGGCCUUGGAUUCAUGCUGUCCAGCAAACAUGGCCUGGCAGAGUACAGCAGAGCCAGGAGCUCACCUCAGCCCCAGCCCAAGUCCAGCAGCUCCCAGUCCCACACCCAGUCUCACCCCCAGUCCCAGGGCAGACCCAGGGCAGAGCACUCAGCCCACAAAACCACCACGGCAGGCCAGGGCUACGGAGCCUCCCACUCCCAGACACUAGGGAGCGCCGUCCAGGUAUCCUCCGCCUCUUCCUCCUACUCCUCCUCAGCCCAGCAUGCGGAGGUGAAACAGGAGGAGGCACGGAGGGGGGAGACACCAGAGCUGCCCAUGGACAUCUUGAGCUUCCUGAAGAACUGCAACUCCAAUGACCUGGCGACACUCUACCACCGCUGGGGCGCCGCCAACCCCCUACUGGACCCCACAGGGAUGCUGAGGUCUCUGGUUCGACAAGGGGAAUAUGGCUGCCAAGAGUGUGGGAAGAGCUUCAGUCAGCCCAGUCACCUCCGCACACACAUGAGAUCCCACACAGUCGUGUUUGAUUAUAACGGACUCCGAGGUGCUGACGCUCAAACCAACCCCUCGGAAGCUCCCAAACAAGGGAGAGACCGUUCCGGUGCCGCCUCUGCCCGUACCGAGCCUCUCAGAAAGGGAACCUAAAGACCCAUGUCCAGAGUGUCCACCACGUGCAUUUCGACAACGCCCAGUGCCCUGAUUACAGACCACCGGAACUGGGCCCCGAGCAGGAGGAGGAGCAGGUUCGGGGUGGCGGUUCUCACCACCUAAUAACAGACCCACCAACGUGACAUCCCCAGGGCCUAAGAUAGAGAUAGAGACUCCAUCCAUAUUCCCAGCCCCUCCCCAAAGACAGCAGAGAGACCUGAGAGAUGUGUCAGAGACACCACCUGACAGCGUGACAUCCGAAUGAACUCACCCCUAUUGCCCUUUUAGGUGAAAUAUUACCAGGACUAUUUGAAAUGUGUUUAAAAAUAAGAAAUAAAAGGAUUUCUUGGAAAGAGAAGAAAAAUCGGACACAACCAAAUGCUGUUUUGUUUCCUCUGUGGACCCAUGGGCAAGGAUGGCAUGGUGGCAUAGUGACGUUCCUAUAGCUUUCCAUUUCCCUAUUCUUCCCCAUUUGAUUUAGAUUGUGAUGAAAUGGUUUUGUGCAUUCCUCAGGACACUGAUCCCUUAAUAACACACGGCAGAAUGGAGCAGCCAAGUUGGUGAUGAUUACACUGACUGAACUGAACUCACUUAGCUAACCCUCCGAUUGCAGCUAACUUGACAAGCUCAAGACGGUGUGUGUGUGUGUGUGUGUGUGUGUGUGUGUGUGUGUGUGUGUGUGUGUGUGUGUGUGUGUGUGUGUGUGUGUGUGUGUGUGUGUGUGUGUGUGUGCGUGUGUGUGUGUGUGUGUGUGCGUGUGCGUGUGUGCGUGUGCGCGUGUGUGUGUGUUCUAUCCCCUCGAGCACCACUAUGAUGAGUCCAGUAUGAGUGGCUGUAUUGAAGUGACCACUACACGAUCUGACUCCGAGGCUGUUUGGCCGGUCAUUAAAGAGAGAGAACACGAGAGAGAGAGAGUGAGAGAGGGAAGGAGAGAGGGCUAAUGACAGUGUGAGAGGAGGUGCCUGCUUUGCUGCUCAUGAAAAAGAGUCUGUGCUUUAAAUGGGGGGUAUAAACGAGCGUGCGGUUUUAACAGUCGUUCAAUUAUUGGGAGGAGAAGAAGAGGCCGUUUUCUGAUCCCUCUGAUCCGAGCGCAGUCCUCCUCCCACACCCACACCUCCAACCUCAAAUUAGACCCACUUACUGAAACCUCUUAGCAGGAAUAAUGUGGUCGGACUGUUUGGUUCAAGUUGCCCUUACUCUCUCUUCUACUUAAGAGUACACUCCUAAAAGCUAGUCCUCACAACAGUAGCUUUUUAUUUUGGGGGGGGGGGGGGGUCAGGCGUCUAGAGCUUUCAGGGAGCAUUGCUGGAGACAGUGUUUUGUGUCUGAUGGCUGCGGAGCCGUCGCAGGGUUGGUGUGUGUGUGCGGCUUGUGUGUGUGCUGCUUGUGUGUGUGCGUGUGUGUGUUUUGCCCCUCCUUGAUUACCUCUGCGUAUUAGACUCCCUUUAGACGCUUUGCAUACUACCUCCUUUGCAAUAAAAGCUUGUUUUGGUUUUUGUACAGCCAGGUAUGAAGUGAGGACCAAAGCCAUGCUUGUAUACUGUAUAUACGAUAUAAGGAGAGGCUUCACUGUAACCACAUGUGUGAUGUUUUUCUCAAAGUUGCAUUCACCCUCAUAAAACGCCUCCUGGAUUCAUAGCCAUGCCUAUGACUAUUGGAUUACCUGUUUGUUAGGGCAGACACCAAAAAAACACUUUUUGCAACGGAAAACAAAAAUGAGCAUUUCUGAUUGGACAAAUCAGGAAGGGCCCUUCCCGUUUCAGUCCACCUUCUUCCGUUGGGUGCCUAAUGAACGCCACCCAGGUGAGGUGAAGCUCUAAUAAGUUAGUAAUUCUUGUUUUGGUGGGAUGGGAUGUCAACAUGUUUGUUCAGACAAGCAGACUAUUGGUCAGACAGUCUUUUUGAGCAAGCGGUGUGUACACGCAAGGCCACGCACACUGUACAAGACACUGCAAAUGGCAAAGUGUGAGACAGAUAGAAGUGAAUAAUUAUCAGCUGUUUAGAAUUAAAACAACAACAGAAAAUUGGGUGAGGAUUCAAAGAUAUGGAAUUAUUGUCAUGGGAUAUAAUACGGUCUACUUUGAGACCUCGGUAGUAGUUUUUUACAUGAACACAAGAUGAAACCAUUUCUGUGUCAGUUACUUUAUAUGGUUGGUUGAACAUGCAUACAACAGUGUGCUUGCGUAUACCUACACAUACUGUACGUGUAUAUUAAAGAUGAGAAUAGUCAAAUACUUGGAACGGAUAAUACAGCCUAUCAAGUAGUGUCCUUCAUAAUUAGUGCCCUUAAAUACUGUUGUACAGAAUGACCCUUUAAGAUGAACUCCUAAAAAACACAUUUGUACUCCUAAGUGUGACUUAGCAGAUAUGAGCAGACCACGCGGGAGUGAGAGAGUGAGCAUUUGUGCGUGUGUGUGUAUGUAAAGUGUGUGUGUCUGUAUUAUAAUCUUACCGAACCCGUUACAGCGUUAGAUACCAAAUGGCAUUUCCGGUGCACUUAGUCUAGGUUAGUGCUUCAACCCGUUAUGACUGUCUUCUGUCUUGUUCUAUUAUUAUAGACAUCCAUGAUUCAUUUCAUGUCAUUUGCUAUGUGUGUUUUUUUGGGUUUUGGCGUUUGUUUAUUUGAUUACACUGCUCAGUUCAGUUUUCGAAUGGAGAACGAUAGGCGCAUAAAUAUGUUUCAUAAAGAGCGUGUUUUUAUUAGUCUCUCUCUCUUUGCUAAACUAUAAAGUAGAACCUCUUCAGUAGAUAGCCAUGGUUACCCUCCCAAAUAACGUGGUGGAAGUCAUUAUUUCUAUUUGGUUGGGGUUUUAACAAUGUCUCCAAGUUGUGUGUGUGUGUUUGCUUUUUAUUUGUAAUUAACUACAUUGUAAUUGUUCCGUAUGAUGACAUUAUUUGGAAUGUAUUUGGUCGACAUCUGUAUUUAUUAGUUACAAUGAUCAGAGCAGAAGCAGACAAGGACUCGUUUUAUUUGAUUAUUUUCAAAUGUGUUUUUAUACUUUGUUUUCACUGUCCCCGAUGUGAAAGCUCUACCUCGUCUGAGACCUUCUCGGUUCUGUUAAAGUUGUGUACAUCGUUGCAGAAAAUGUAAAGUCAUCAUGUCCACAUUAAAUACACAAAUAUGGCACCAUUCAA
Oncorhynchus gorbuscha (pink salmon) is the source of this 7289-nucleotide messenger RNA. RefSeq names its product zinc finger protein 516-like. Lineage: Eukaryota; Metazoa; Chordata; Actinopteri; Salmoniformes; Salmonidae. Gene Ontology annotation, biological process: regulation of DNA-templated transcription. Bases 762 to 4151 code for a protein of 1129 amino acids. Gene Ontology annotation, cellular component: nucleus. The record is from RefSeq and is a predicted model, not a curated record. Gene Ontology annotation, molecular function: DNA-binding transcription factor activity, RNA polymerase II-specific; RNA polymerase II cis-regulatory region sequence-specific DNA binding. The transcript has 6 exons.